Microtus ochrogaster (prairie vole) is the source of this 2796-nucleotide messenger RNA. RefSeq names its product hedgehog interacting protein (gene Hhip). The record is from RefSeq and is a predicted model, not a curated record. Lineage: Eukaryota; Metazoa; Chordata; Mammalia; Rodentia; Cricetidae.
UCCUCUCUCCCCCACCCCGCGCGGGGGCGCGCUAGCGGUGGUGACGUCAAGGGGCGCGCGGUGGCAGCACCUCCCCGCGCGCUAGUUAAAAAGAAGAAGAAAAGAGGGAGCGAAACAUGAGAGGCUGUGUGAGAAGCAGCAGCCGCCGACAGAGGAGACCUCAGCAUCCUCGGGAGCCCAGCGCUGGCCCUGCCUCCGCCCGGCCCGCCGCCGCCGCCGCCCUUUCGGUUCCUGCUACUGUCUCACCUAAACAACUCCCAUUGAGCGGACAAGCGAAGUUCCAUGACUGUCUUCUUCUCUCCUUCCUCCUCCUCUUCCAACUCCUUCUCCUCCCACUUCCCAGCCGCUGCGGAAAGCCCCUAACCCAACUGACGCUGGCAAGGCUGCGGACAGUGUCGUCGGCACUUAUCUCGCGGCUCCGGCUGCCCUAGGGCAAAGUUGCAGCGCUCUGCAUCUUUCUCCCCCGCCACCUCCCUCGGCCUCUGGAGCGUCCCACCGCCCCGCAGCACUCCCCUGGAGCUGCGCCCUAGUGCCCUUGCUGGGCAGUGGCCUUCCCCUCUCGCAUCCCCAUCCUCCCGCGUCCUGCCACUGCUGCUCCGGGUAGACGAUGCUGAAGAUGCUCUCGUUUAAGCUGCUACUGCUGGCCGUGGCUCUGGGCUUUUUUGAAGGAGAUGCCAAGUUUGGGGAAAGGAGCGAAGGGAGUGGAGCGAGGAGGAGAAGGUGCCUGAAUGGGAACCCCCCGAAGCGCCUGAAAAGGAGAGACAGGCGGAUGAUGACCCAGCUGGAGCUGCUGAGUGGAGGAGAGAUCCUGUGUGGUGGCUUCUACCCCAGAGUAUCCUGCUGCCUGCAGAGUGACAGUACUGCAUUGGGGCGUCUGGAGAACAAGAUCUUUUCUGCCACCAACAACACAGAAUGUGGCAAAUUACUGGAGGAGAUCAAAUGCGCUCCUUGCUCCCCACACUCUCAAAGCCUGUUCUCCUCACCCGAGAGAGACGUCCUGGAUGGAGAUCUAGUACUUCCGCUCCUCUGCAAAGACUAUUGCAAAGAAUUCUUUUAUACUUGUCGGGGCCAUAUUCCAGGGCUUCUUCAAACAACUGCUGAUGAGUUUUGCUUUUAUUAUUCGAGAAAAGAUGGCGGCUUGUGCUUUCCAGAUUUUCCAAGAAAGCAAGUCAGAGGGCCAGCAUCUAACUACCUAGACCAGAUGGAGGAAUACGAGAAGGUGGAGGAGCUCAGCAGAAAACACAAACACAACUGCUUCUGCGUGCAGGAGGUCGUGAGUGGGCUGCGUCAGCCUGUGGGCGCCGUACACAGUGGGGAUGGCUCCCAUCGCCUCUUCAUUCUAGAGAAGGAAGGCUACGUGAAGAUCCUGACCCCAGAAGGAGAGCUUUUCAAGGAGCCUUACUUGGACAUUCACAAACUUGUUCAAAGUGGAAUAAAGGGAGGAGAUGAAAGGGGCCUGCUAAGCCUUGCAUUCCAUCCCAAUUACAAGAAAAAUGGGAAGCUGUAUGUGUCUUAUACCACCAACCAAGAACGGUGGGCUAUCGGGCCUCAUGACCACAUCCUUAGGGUUGUGGAAUAUACAGUGUCCAGGAAGAAUCCCCAUCAAGUUGAUGUGAGGACAGCCAGGGUGUUUCUGGAAGUGGCUGAGCUCCACCGAAAGCAUCUCGGAGGACAGCUGCUCUUUGGUCCUGAUGGUUUUCUGUACGUCAUCCUUGGGGACGGUAUGAUCACGCUGGAUGACAUGGAAGAGAUGGAUGGGUUAAGUGAUUUCACAGGCUCCGUGCUGAGGCUGGAUGUGGACACCGACGUGUGCAGUGUGCCUUACUCCAUACCACGGAGCAACCCCCACUUCAACAGCACCAACCAGCCCCCAGAAGUGUUUGCCCAUGGGCUCCAUGAUCCAGGCAGAUGCGCCGUGGAUCGACAUCCCACUGACAUAAACAUCAACUUAACAAUACUUUGCUCAGAUUCCAAUGGGAAAAACAGAUCAUCAGCCAGAAUCCUACAGAUAAUAAAAGGGAAAGAUUACGAAAGUGAGCCGUCACUUUUAGAAUUCAAGCCAUUCAGUAACGGUCCUUUGGUUGGUGGAUUCAUCUACAGAGGCUGCCAGUCUGAAAGACUGUACGGAAGCUACGUGUUUGGUGAUCGCAAUGGGAAUUUCUUAACUCUCCAGCAAAGUCCUGUGACCAAGCAAUGGACAGAAAAGCCACUCUGUCUGGGCACCAGCGGGUCCUGUCGAGGCUACUUUUCAGGCCACGUCUUGGGAUUUGGCGAAGAUGAAUUAGGAGAAGUAUACAUUCUAUCAAGCAGUAAGAGUAUGACCCAGACUCACAAUGGAAAACUCUACAAGAUCAUAGACCCGAAAAGACCUUUAAUGCCUGAGGAAUGCAGAGUCACGGUUCAACCUGCACAGACCCUGACCUCGGAUUGCUCCCGGCUCUGUCGGAAUGGCUACUACACCCCCACGGGCAAGUGCUGCUGCAGUCCAGGCUGGGAAGGAGACUUCUGCAGAAUUGCCAAGUGUGAGCCAGCAUGUCGUCACGGAGGGGUGUGUGUGAGACCAAACAAGUGUCUCUGUAAGAAAGGCUAUCUUGGUCCUCAGUGUGAACAAGUGGACAGAAGCAUCCGCAGAGUUGCCAGGGCAGGUAUUCUGGAUCAGAUCAUUGACAUGACAUCUUAUUUGCUGGAUCUUACAAGCUACAUUGUAUAGUUUCUGGGACAGUUUGAGUAUUCCUUCCUGGUGGGCAUUUAUUUGAUCUUGUCAUUAAAAUGAGAGACUCUCCUCCUGCUACACAC